This is a messenger RNA of Penicillium brevicompactum, 2172 nucleotides long. RefSeq names its product putative forkhead transcription factor Fkh1/2. Gene Ontology annotation, molecular function: RNA polymerase II cis-regulatory region sequence-specific DNA binding; DNA-binding transcription factor activity, RNA polymerase II-specific; protein binding. The record is from RefSeq and is a predicted model, not a curated record. NCBI's taxonomy places the organism in Eukaryota, Fungi, Ascomycota, Eurotiomycetes, Eurotiales, Aspergillaceae. Gene Ontology annotation, biological process: regulation of transcription by RNA polymerase II. The transcript is spliced from 3 exons. The coding region runs from base 1 to 2172 and encodes 723 amino acids.
AUGCCGCUCACAAACCGCCGUCGCGCACGGCGCAAGGAAAUCCAACUGCAGGAAACGUCCGAUGCAGAGGCACCGGACUCGUCGCCCAGUCGACCCUCUGCAAAGAAGCGCAAGGUCGACCGGCGCAAAUCUCCUUCACGCAACAUCAAACAUGAGUCUGGCGACGAGGCCGAAGACUCAGCGGGCGACCACGAACCAGCCAGCAACCAAGAUCUGGUUGAUCUCGUUAUCUCAUACCUGAACACUCCUCGCGAGGAAUUGCGCGUCUCCCGUGAUCAUUCCAACACCAAGACCGAAAAUACACAGCGCAUUCAGGCCUACGCCAAGAUCGCAGGCCGCAACUGGACUUAUUACGUCAAGACACUGCAUGUCAACAUUGGCCGUGAACCGGACCGCGAGCAACGAUCCACUGAACAGUCUAGCCCUGUAACGAUAGCCGCCCGUGCGCUACCGGAUGUGCACGUCGACCUGGGCCCUAGCAAAUUUGUCUCGAGAUUACACGCGGAGAUCUUUUACGAUGGGGAAGAGACGCCCGCUUGGCAUAUCCGUGUGAAUGGUCGGAAUGGCGUGCGCUUGAAUAAUGGUAUUGUGAAGCGCGGCACCGAUGCCGUGUUGUCAUGUGGCGACAUUAUCGAGGUUGCCAAUACACAGAUGAUGUUCGUUACCCCGGGCGACGAAGCCAACAUCCAGCCGAGCUUUAUCGAGCGCGCCCAGCGCAUCGCCAGUGGCCAAGAGCAGGAUCCGGCUGUGGCGGGCUGGGAUGCUUCGCAGCAUGCCCAUCCUUCGCAGCCAUCUCAGACCGGCGAGGAAGUGCGACCAUCUUCAUCCGGUGGGCCUUCGUUGGCACCCGCCCCUCAGUUCUUGAAGCGCCAGGUUACACCUCCUCCGCGCUCGCCUGAUACCGUGGGACAGCGCACCGCUAAGCAGUCCCCGCUCUACAACCGGGGCAUGAUGAUGGAAAGUACAGAGGAAAUCGACUACAGCAAGGAUGUCGCGAAGGAUUUGAAGCCGCCCUACAGCUAUGCGACGCUCAUUGCUCAAGCGAUUUUCUCAAGCGAGGAAGAAAAACUCACCUUGAACAAGAUUUACAACUGGAUCAUGGAUAAAUAUUCCUUCUAUCGCCACUCUCAAAGCGGCUGGCAAAACUCGAUCCGACACAACCUCUCGCUGAACAAGGCGUUCCAAAAGGUGCCCCGACGCACCGACGAACCUGGAAAGGGUAUGAAAUGGCAGAUCGCAGCAGAGUACAAGGAGGAGUACAGGAAGAAGCAAACACGCAAGGGCCACACUUUGUCUUCCGCUCCAUCAUCUCCAGCGACCAAAGAGCCUCCAUCUUCAGCUACCCGCGGAGCUCACGUCAGUAAACUGGAUACCUCAUUCUCAGCAACCGCGAAGAAGUCACCACCCGUGUCAUCACCAGGAUUCAGUUCAUUUCCCGUCGCCCCAGUGGAAGCAUAUACGCCCGAGCGUGGGUCCAGACUCGGCCGUGGAGUUGGUUCCGAUCAUCCACUGCGACACAUGAACCCACGCGACUAUGACGAACCAUCUCCACUCCCCGCGCGCACGCACAACCACAACCACAGCUCCAGCGUUACCACGCAGGUUCAAAACAGUAGCAACAACCUUGCUCGCGCGUAUGGAAUGUCCGACAACAUCGCCGGAUCUCCGCCCGUCCUCUCGUCAUCGUACUACAACGAAGAACCCUCCUCGAUGAUUACUCCCGCUCCUCAACGCCAACAGCCCCGCCUUCCACCCCCAAGCACCGCGCAGAUUCCCUCAAAGUUCAUGCCGAUGAGCUCGCCCGCGCAAUUCUGGAAAUUUGCUGAUAUCGGGAGCACACCCGCCCGUCCUCCACCCGACAUGAGUCCGCUAAAGGGUGAGGUCGAGGACCGCAUCAUCGGUGGUUUCCCGAGUAGUAGUCCUCCUCCGCCGAAUUUGGUCAGUCCAAGUAAACCUGGAACGUCGAACGGGCUGGGCCCUGGUCGAACUUUGCCGCCUAUUAAGACUACACCUGACGACUUAGGUCCCAAUGGUUCCCAUGCUCACAAGGAGGAACCACUUGGUGAAGAUGAAGAAGAGGGGGAUGCUGGUUUUGAUAUCGCUCGUGGAUUCCCCGCUAUUGGCUCAUACCAUCGUCAACUAAGCAACGCUGCUCGAGCGACUGCUACAUAG